Molecule: messenger RNA, 849 nt
Organism: Leishmania braziliensis MHOM/BR/75/M2904
Lineage: Eukaryota; Euglenozoa; Kinetoplastea; Trypanosomatida; Trypanosomatidae
Product: putative soluble n-ethylmaleimide sensitive factor
Exons: 1
Coding region: 1-849 (282 amino acids)
Biological process (GO): SNARE complex disassembly; intracellular protein transport
Cellular component (GO): SNARE complex; vacuolar membrane
Molecular function (GO): soluble NSF attachment protein activity; syntaxin binding
Source: RefSeq, a predicted model, not a curated record
AUGUCCUCCGCCGACUCCAUGUUCGCAGAUGCGGACAAGAAGACAAAGAAAACGUUCUUCAAGGACUUCGAGGGCGCCUUUGACCUCUUCAACAAAGCUGGCGUCCGGUACAAGCUGGACAAGGACUUCAUGCGCGCCGGCGAUGCCUACUCGCGUGCCGGAGACUGUGCGGUGAAACUUGGCGACAAGGCGGGGGCGGGUAUGGCCUUUGCCGACGCCGUGAAUGCUUACAAGAAAAUCGACGCGGGCAAGGCCAAGACGAUGCUAGACAUGGCAGUGCGUCUGCAAAUUGAAAACAAUCGCUUGUCCGGCGCGGCGCGGCUUCUCUUGGAGUUCGCUACCUCUCUCGAGGAGCAGGGGUCUGGCAUGGAUGCCAUCCCACAUUACGAACAAGCUAUGCAAUACUUCAAAGCCGAGGACCAGAAGGCGCAGGCACAGAAGUGUAUGAUAGCAAUAGGGAAGAUCUACGGCGAGAACGACCAGUAUGACAAGGCUCUCAUGUACUACGAGCGCAUUGCAAAUGAGAUGCUUGGCGGCCCUCUCAAGUUCCAGGCGCAGGACUACUUCCUGCGGGCGAUGCUCUGCCGCUACGCCAUGGUGACCAACGACAAUCGCUUCGAGGGGAGUGAGGAGUGCCGCGACGCGCUGCAGCAGUACAUGUCCGCCGAUAUCUACCUGAAGAACACACGCGAGGCGGAGUUCCUGCAGCUCAUCCUGGACGCCGUCACCGACAGCGACGUGGAGAAGUUUGAGAUUGGUGUGUCGUUGCUGCAGGACAUUCGCAAGCUGGAUGACUGGAAGACACAUGUUUUGCUUGUGGUGAAGCACAACAUGGAGAGCCUCGCGUGA